AAUAAUGAUGAUGUAAUCGAUGACCAGUCAGUUUGUCUGGUGUAAUGCAUGCUUUCAUGUGUUAUGUAUGUGAGUGCAUUCAUGGGUACAUCACAAAUAUGUGGAUGUCCGUGUGUGUCCGUGUGCGUGUGUUUGUGUGUGAUGUCAGUCUGCCCACGGCGGUGCAGUAGAAUGGGUUGUCCUGAAUAUAAAUCAGGUGACUGAACAGGCGGGGGUUUCUUCCCAGACAAGCUCAGAAGAUUGUGUAAUGCCCACUCCUACAUUACUGGUUUGCAUGCUCACACACACAUACACACACACACACACACGCACAUACACACAACCCCUUCUCCACUUGGCGAACAACACAACAAGCACUGUAUUUACCAGUCUGCCCUCAGAUAGACCACCCGGUUGGAGCACAGACACUGAAGCUCAGGGGACUGGAGCUUUCUGAUAAUCUGGACAGGACCUUGACUUUCAGCAGAGGACUUCCGUCCUGUUGGAUUAGUUUGGCUUAGUUGGUAUGAUUUGAGCUUUGGUGGCAGCAUCUUGGAUUACAAGGUGAUAAAAUUUUGACUUUUCUCCUUUCAUAUUAACUCCUGUGCUGGAAUUAUACUCCACUGUGAAUGCUGAGGUUGGUAGGUGACCCCCAGAAAAGAGGAGGUGAAGUGGUGACCAUGUGGAUCCCGACACCCAGCAUGACUCUCCCUCAGCGGAUGGUGCUGUACGGGACAUGUGUUGUAGCGUUGAUGAACUCUGUGGGCCUUCUCGUGCUCCUGGUCCAGCAGAAUCAGCAACGUGCCUGGCUGGAGCAGAUGGAGAUGAGGCUAACAGAGGUGGAGCAGAGCUCGGUGGUGGAGUUCCUCCAGGAGGUGCCCAGGCAAGCAGCAGGGAUGCGAGCGAACGCGGGGGAACAUCCUCAAUACCAGUACCAAUACCAGUACUCUAGGAACAAGAGGAGUGAAGAGCUGGAGAAGGAACUACAGCAGCAGGAGCUACUGCAGGAGCUUCACCAGGAGGAGGGACAGGAGCUCUAUCAGCAGGAGGCCAGCCAGGAGGUGGGAGAGGAGACAGAGAAGAAGAUGAAGCACGAGCUGAAGCACAAGCACCGACACAGCCAGAGUUACCACAAAGCACAUGUGCAGGACGACAUGAUGAUGAUGAUGACUUACUCCAUGGUCCCGAUCAAAUUGUUGAUUGACAUUUGCAACAGCACCAAGGGAGUCUGCAUAGCCGGACCUCCAGGACCGCCUGGUUUGCCCGGUGCUGACGGUAUGCCCGGCCACAAUGGGACUGAUGGCAUCCCAGGACUGAAUGGACUGCCCGGGGCCGACGGGAAGAGAGGAAAAAAAGGGCCGCCAGGUGAGAAAGGAGAACCUGGUGAAAAAGGAGAACAAGGAGAGCCUGGUCCGCCCGGGGAGAAGGGACAACCAUCCAAUGACGUCAUUAUCGAGGGUCCUCCUGGUCCUCCUGGUCCUCCAGGACCUCCUGGGCCCAUAGGCCCUCCUGGCCCUCAAGGGCCUCCCAGAACGAGGCAUCACAGAGCCAACCUUCAGGCUGCUCAGACCCUGGACGAUGAAACUUCACCCAUGAGGGAGGUCGUGAAACAACACGAGAAGCCUGUGAAGAAUGAGUGCCUGAUUAAGUCUCUGAUCAACCCCAGGGAUGUGACAAAGAUGGAGAGCACAUUUGGCACAUGGAUGAAAGACACUGCUCUGCUGAAUGAUGAGCGAAUAUGGGUGGCAGAACACUUCUCUGGUCGUGUGGUGAAGGAGUAUAAAAACAUCGCCUCCUUCCAGAACAACAGCAGUGACACUGUGGAUGUUAGAAAGUUCUAUCAGGGCUGUGGCCACACUGUCCACAAUGGUUCCUUCUAUUAUCAUAUCGGUGGUACAUCCAGCAUUGCCAGAUUUGACUUUCACACCAAGAGGCUUCACACUCUCGCUAUAGACAAUGCUUUGCACCACAGCCUCGCCUACGUGCUCCACAACUCCAAGACCUAUUUCAAACUCGCAGCAGAUGAGAACGGCCUGUGGCUGAUCUUUGCCUCCAGCAUCGAUGAGAGCAUCAUGGUGGCCCACCUGGAUCAGAAGACCUUCUCUGUCACAUCCUACAUAAACACCACCUACCCCCGCACCAAAGCCGGCAACGCCUUUAUCGCCUGUGGAGUCCUGUAUGUCACAGACACCAAAGACACCAGAGUCACCUUCGCUUUCGACCUGUUGAAGGGGAAGCCGGUCAACGUGACCUUUGACCUGAGGUCUCCAGGUGGAGUGCUGGCAAUGCUAUCCUACAGCCCAAAGGACAGACACCUGUAUGUGUGGGACCACAGCUACGUCAGGCUCUAUGUGGUCCACUUCAUCUCUGAUGAGUAAAGAUGCAGAUGACGUGCAGACAUGUCGGCUGAACACCAACUAUUCACUGCAUCUCUGGAUACUAGUCAUAUUUAGGUUUUCAAGAGCGAUGUAUACAUCACAGCCUCAGCUUUAUCCCCCUGUCAGAUGUUGUAGUUGGUUGUUAAAAAUCAGUUUCACUCAAGGAAGUUGAUUUUUGGUCAAUAAUAAAUAAAUACUGCUGUAUUUAUAUCCUA
This is a messenger RNA of Lates calcarifer (barramundi perch), 2572 nucleotides long. RefSeq names its product gliomedin (gene gldn). NCBI's taxonomy places the organism in Eukaryota, Metazoa, Chordata, Actinopteri, Centropomidae. Bases 609 to 2357 code for a protein of 582 amino acids. The transcript is spliced from 10 exons. The record is from RefSeq and is a predicted model, not a curated record. Gene Ontology annotation, biological process: signal transduction. Gene Ontology annotation, cellular component: cell surface.